AUGACGUCAGACUCCGCCGGAGCCACAACCGCCGUCAACAUUAGCGGUAACUCAGAAACCCUAAAUCUCAAUUCCACAGAACUCUACUCAUCAGCAAUUUCCUCUGUUUCUCCACCGCUCCCUCCACAGAAACCACCGUUCUCUUCUCCUUCAAUCCCUCAAUCAAAACGUAUCCCCAAAACUAACUUCAUCGUCGAUUUGUUUCGCUUCCCACCAUCUUCCGAUUCCUCCUCCUCCGUCGCUUUCUUCCUCUCACACUUCCACUCCGAUCAUUACUCCGGCCUCUCUCCGUCUUGGUCCAGAGGAAUCAUCUUCUGCUCUCACAAAACCUCUCGCCUCGUGAAAGAAAUCCUUCAAGUUCCAUCACAGUUCGUCUUCCCUUUGCCUAUGAAUCAAAAGGUUGUGAUCGAUGGCUCUGAGGUUGUUCUGAUUGAUGCAAAUCACUGCCCAGGAGCGGUACAGUUCCUGUAUAAAAUCAAAUCGGUGAACGAUGGUUUCGAGAGGUACGUUCACACCGGAGAUUUCAGAUUCUGUGAUUCGAUGAGAUCAGAUUCGUAUCUUAGUGAUUUCGUUGGCUGUGAUGGUGUUUUUCUUGACACUACUUAUUGCAAUCCAAAGUUCGUUUUCCCCACUCAAGAAGAGUCUGUUGAUUAUGUGAUUAGUGCUAUAGAUAAGAUUGUUGAAGAGUCUAAGGUUAUGGAGAAAAGGGUUUUGUUUCUUGUUGCCACUUAUGUUGUUGGUAAAGAGAAGAUUCUGAUUGAGAUUGCUAAGAGAUGCAAAAAGAAGAUCUUUGUGGAUGCGAGGAAGAUGUCGAUUUUGUCUAUCUUGGAGUGUGGAGAGAGUGGAAUGUUUACAGAAGAUGAAAACGAGAGCGAUGUUCACGUUGUGGGAUGGAAUGUAUUGGGUGAGACUUGGCCGUAUUUCCGGCCGAAUUUCGUGAAGAUGAAUGAGAUUAUGGUUGAGAAAGGGUAUGAUAAGGUUGUAGGUUUUGUGCCUACAGGGUGGACUUAUGAAGUGAAGCGGAAUAAGUUUGCGGUGAAGUCUAAAGAUUCGAUGGAGAUCCAUCUUGUACCGUAUAGUGAGCAUUCGAACUACGAUGAACUGAGAGAGUACAUAAAGUUCUUGAAACCUAAGAAAGUUAUUCCCACUGUUGGAGUUGAUAUCGAGAAGCUUGAUAGCAGAGAGGUUUACAAAAUGCAGAAGCACUUUUCUGGACUGGUGGAUGAAAUGGCUAACAAGAAGGAUUUCUUAUUGGGUUUCUAUCAAAAGAAAAAGAAAAAUGACAUAGAUGUGGUGUCAAGCUUGACUGAGGUUUACCAAGGAGAAGAUAAGAAGGCAUGUGAAGACAGUGAAACUCCAUGCGAGAUAAUAGAUGCGUUUCCGUCAUCUACAGGAUCCUUAGUGCAUAAUACAGCUCCAAGAAGUAAUGAUUCUUUGGUGACUGAAAGAUUGCUGACAGAAUUACGUGAUUGUUUGCCUGGUUGGGUCACUGAAGAGCAGAUGUUAGAUCUGAUUAAUAAACAUGAUGGUAAUCCCGUAGAUAUAGUAAGUAACUUUUAUGAACGUGAAGCAGAGCUUUACAAGCAAUCCUCUCUUGCCACGUCUUCCUCGGAAAAUCAGGCUGUUUUGGUUGAUGAUAGUGUAACCGGCUUGCAACUAAAUCCUGUAAAGAGCACUUGGUCAGAUUGUCAACCAAGUCAAAAAGGUUUUGCCUUACCAAGCAAAGUCGGUUUAACAAAGGGUACUAUUUCUCCUGGAAAAAGAAGCAAAAGCAUAGGCAAUAAGUCAAACAAGAAGGUCAAGAAAGAUCCAAAGUCGAAACCAGUUGGUCCAAGGCAGUCAACGAUAACUAAGUUCUUCGAUAAGGCCUUGGAUAGUGGAUCUAAUUCUGUUGGUGUUGGUUCAGAGACUGAAGAAUGCAUUACAGAUGAAAAGAUGGUCCACAAUGAUGCUACAGAAGCAUACAAAGAAUUAACAGAUCAGUUUAUUGAUAUUGUUAAUGGUUCUGAAUCUUUAAGAGAGUAUGCUGCUUCCAUCAUUGAUGAGGCUAAAGGAGAUAUAAAUAGGGCAUUGAACAUUUAUUACAGUAACCCCAGUGGAAUACCUGGUGAGCAUGCAGGUGAGGGAGUACUCUCUAGCAAAUCAAAUCAGUUUCCGCAAUGUCCAGAAGCGUGUUCCUCUCAGGAGGACAAAAAAGCGCUAGAAAAAUCAGGAAAUGCCGUUAACUUAUGUGGACAGAUAUCAGCAGAGGAAAUUGCGGACAAAAGUUAUGUAUCUCUACCACCUGAGAAGUAUAAACCUAAGGAGCACGCUUGUUGGAGGGAUGGGCAGCCUGCUCCUUAUAUCCACCUUGUCCGAACGUUUGCUUCAGUUGAAGCUGAAAAGGGCAAGAUCAAAGCUAUGUCUAUGCUUUGCAACAUGUUUAGAAGUUUGAUGGCUCUCUCUCCAGAAGAUGUCCUGCCCGCUGUUUAUCUUUGCACAAACAAGAUUGCCGCUGACCAUGAAAAUAUUGAGCUUAAUAUUGGUGGAAGUAUGAUCUCUUCUGCAUUGGAAGAAGCAUGUGGAAUAAGUCGCGCUACUAUAAGGGAGAUGUAUAAUAGAUUGGGGGAUCUUGGGGAUGUUGCUCAGCUAUGUCGACAAACACAAAAGCUACUGGUUCCUCCUCCUCCACUUCUAGUGAGAGAUGUGUUUUCAACUCUACGAAAGAUAAGUGUGCAGACAGGUACUGGAAGUAAUCGGCAAAAGAAAAACCUCAUCGUGAAGCUAAUGCGCUCUUGUAGAGAGAAAGAGAUCAAAUUUCUUGUUAGAACAUUGGCCCGUAAUUUAAGGAUUGGCGCUAUGUUGAGGACUGUUCUACCUGCACUUGGGCGAGCAAUCGUUAUGAAUUCUUUCUGGAAUUGCCAUAACAAAGAACCAUCAGAAAAAUGUUUCAGAGAGAAACUCGAGGUUGUUUCUGCUGCAGUAGUUGAGGCAUACAAUAUACUUCCUUCUCUGGACGUGGUCGUUCCUUCUCUCAUGGACAAAGACAUUGAGUUCUCAACAUCAACUCUGUCAAUGGUCCCAGGGAUACCUAUAAAACCCAUGCUUGCAAAAAUCGCUAACGGGGUUCAGGAUUUUUUCAAACUCUUCCAAGACAAGGCUUUUACAUGUGAAUACAAAUAUGAUGGCCAGCGCGCCCAGAUCCAUCAGUUACUUGAUGGUACCGUGCGUAUUUUUUCUCGAAAUGGGGAUGAAACAACUUCUAGAUUUCCAGAUCUGGUUGAUGUUAUUAAACAGUUUUCUUGCCAUGCUGCUGAGACUUUCAUGUUGGACGCAGAGGUGGUUGCAAUUGAUAGAAAGAAUGGAAAUAAACUCAUGUCAUUCCAAGAGUUAUCAACAAGAGAGAGAGGAAGCAAAGAUGAUUUGGUAACUAGAGAACGCAUUAAGGUUGAAGUCUGCGUAUUUGUGUUUGAUAUUAUGUUCCUCAAUGGUGAACAGCUGUUGGCUUUUCCCCUUCGUGAGAGACGAAGACGUCUAAAGGAGGUCUUCCCUGAGACUAGGCCGGGUUAUCUUGAGUAUGCGAAGGAAAUCAUUGUAGGAGCAGACGAAGCGUCUUUGAAUAACCAAGACACUUUGUGUAGAAUAAAUGCUUUUCUAGAAGAAGCAUUUCAGUCAUCUUCUGAAGGAAUCAUGGUUAAGUCCUUAGAUGUUGAUGCCGGAUACUACCCCACAAAGCGUUCUGAUUCAUGGCUCAAGGUUAAGCGAGAUUAUGUAGAUGGAUUAGGUGACACAUUGGAUUUAGUUCCUAUAGGUGCUUGGCAUGGCAACGGGAGAAAAGCAGGAUGGUAUAGUCCAUUCCUCAUGGCCUGCUUUAACCCUGAGACAGAGGAGUUCCAAAGUGUCUGCCGUGUCAUGUCUGGCUUUUCUGAUGCCUUUUACAUUGAGAUGAAAGAGUUCUACUCAGGGGAUAAGAUCCUAGCGAAAAAGCCGCCUUACUACAGAACUGGGGAGACACCGGACAUGUGGUUUUCUGCAGAGGCUGUAUGGGAAAUCAGAGGUGCGGAUUUAACCGUCUCGCCGGUUCACCAUGCCGGUUUAGGUCUCGUUCAUCCAUCUCGAGGCAUCUCAGUUAGGUUUCCUAGAUUUAUCCGUAAAGUGAAUGAUAGGAAUCCAGAGGAAUGCAGCACGGCUGCAGAAAUCGCAGAGAUGUUUCAAGCUCAAACCAGGAAAAUGAACAUCACGUCUCAACACUAAUAUGCUCCUAACUAUCUGAUUAGCUGCAUGCAGUUAACCUUUUUUUUUUGUUCGUUUAGGCGUUUUACCUAACUUAAACAGUAAACACAGUAUUUUGAAGUAGUUGGUUUGGUGCCCCUUUUGUAA
Messenger RNA from Eutrema salsugineum, 4359 nucleotides. RefSeq names its product DNA ligase 6. The transcript is spliced from 19 exons. Gene Ontology annotation, biological process: DNA recombination; DNA repair; DNA biosynthetic process. The coding region runs from base 1 to 4233 and encodes 1410 amino acids. Lineage: Eukaryota; Viridiplantae; Streptophyta; Magnoliopsida; Brassicales; Brassicaceae. Gene Ontology annotation, molecular function: ATP binding; DNA binding; DNA ligase (ATP) activity. The record is from RefSeq and is a predicted model, not a curated record.